Messenger RNA from Torulaspora globosa, 3879 nucleotides. RefSeq names its product 5-oxoprolinase (gene OXP1). The coding region runs from base 1 to 3879 and encodes 1292 amino acids. Gene Ontology annotation, biological process: glutathione metabolic process. The transcript has a single exon. Gene Ontology annotation, cellular component: cytosol. NCBI's taxonomy places the organism in Eukaryota, Fungi, Ascomycota, Saccharomycetes, Saccharomycetales, Saccharomycetaceae. Gene Ontology annotation, molecular function: 5-oxoprolinase (ATP-hydrolyzing) activity. The record is from RefSeq and is a predicted model, not a curated record.
AUGGACUUCAACAAAGGUAACAAGAUCAGAAUUGCUGUCGACAGAGGUGGUACGUUCACUGAUUGUAUCGGUAAUCGUGGCUCGGGCAAGCAGGAGGAUGACGUUAUUAUAAAGCUGCUGUCGGUGGACCCUAAGAACUACCCAGAUGCGCCCCUGGAAGGCAUUCGUAGAUUGCUGGAAGUAGUGGAAGAGAAAAAGAUCCCCCGCGGUACUCCGUUGGAUAUUUCAAACGUCAGUAGCAUAAGAAUGGGGACUACGUUGGCAACAAAUUGCGCCUUGGAAAGGAAUGGCGAGUCAUGUGCAUUUGUCACAACCAGGGGCUUUAAAGAUAUACUAGUGAUUGGCGACCAGUCUAGACCAAACAUCUUCGAUCUAAAUAUCAAGAAACGGGAGCCGCUUUAUGAUAUGGUCCUGGAAAUAGAUGAGAGAGUCACUUUGGAAGACUACUCGGAGGACCCGGCACGUCACGUAUCGCAGGCGGAUGCUGCUGAGAACACGGUUGUUGGCAAGAGCGGGGAGGUCGUGCGAGUGCUGAAGGUACCAGAUGUAAAUGAAGUUCGUUCAAGUCUUCAGUUGAUCUACGACAGCGGUAUCAGAUCUCUUGCUGUUGCCUUUUUACAUUCAUAUACUUAUCCACAGCAUGAGCGGCUUGUGGGAGACAUCGCGAAAGAGAUUGGCUUUCAACACAUCUCUUUGUCUUCUGAGGUAUCGCCGAUGAUUAAAUACCUUCCAAGAGCUCAUAGCGCUGUAGCUGAUGCGUACUUGACUCCAGUGAUCAAAAAGUACUUGAGUGGUAUCCAAGCAGGUCUUGUGAAUUCCACUAACACCAGUUUGCAGCUUAUGCAAUCAGAUGGCGGUUUGGUUGAAGGUGACAAAUUCUCGGGCCUGAGGUCUAUCUUAUCGGGCCCUGCUGGUGGUGUGGUUGGUUAUUCGAGCACCUGUUAUGAUCGGGGAAACGAGAUCCCAUUGAUUGGUUUUGACAUGGGUGGAACUUCCACCGAUGUUAGCAGAUUUGGCGACGGGAAACUUGAUCACAUCUUCGAAACGAGCACUGCGGGUAUCAUCAUUCAGUCACCACAACUAAAUAUCACCACUGUUGCCUCAGGAGGUAGCUCGCAGUUGUUCUGGGAAAAUGGGUUGUUUAGAGUUGGCCCCGAGUCAGCUGCUGCAGAUCCUGGGCCUGCGGCAUAUAGAAAAGGUGGCCCACUGACAAUAACAGAUGCAAACUUGUUUUUGGGUCGUUUGGUUCCUGAGUACUUCCCGAAGAUAUUUGGCCCUGAUGAAGACGAGUCGCUUGACCUCGAAAUGUCCGCGAAGAAGUUUAUGGAGCUUACUAAAGUGAUAAACAAAGACUUGGGGACAUCCAUGACCACUGAUGAGGUUGCGUAUGGUUUUGUAAAGGUGGCGAACGAAACUAUGGCUAGACCCAUCCGAGCCAUCACUGAGGCGAAGGGUCAUGUUGUCUCUAAUCACCGAUUGGUCACCUUCGGCGGUGCUGGUGGUCAGCAUGCUGUUGCUGUUGCAGAAUCUUUAGGGAUUGAUGUUGUGCUGGUGCAUAGAUACUCUUCGAUUUUAUCCGCCUAUGGUAUAUUCUUGGCUGAUGUUGUAGAAGAGGUGCAAGAACCUUACUUUAUUCCCUUGGAAGGUCUCGAUAGUAUGCCUAAAAUUCAGAAAAAGUUGGAUGAGCUGGUAGAGAGAUCCAGGAGAUCCCUGGUGGCUCAAGGAUUUGCCGAAUCCCAUAUCGUUGUUGAAAGAUACCUAAACCUAAGAUAUGAAGGUACCGAAACGAGCUUAAUGAUUUUGCAAAGGAAUGAAGAGUAUGCUUUUGAGCGAUGGUUCUCAGAAGCCCAUCAACAAGAAUUCGGUUUUUCUUUCAGCGACAAGAGUAUAAUCGUAGAUGAUAUACGCGUAAGGGCUAUUGGGAAGUCUAACGUUAGAAAUGAAGAAUCAAUUGAUUCGCAGCUUCAAAGGUGUAAGCGGACUAUUGUAGAUCCUGCAGAAGAAGCCAGUUUUUUCAAGAAAGUUUUCUUCACUGACAGACGUGUCAAUACUCCAGUAUACGAGACAGAAAAGAUGCGAUAUGGCGCAGUAAUACGAGGACCUGCUAUUCUUGCUGAUGGAACGCAAACCAACAUCAUUCCAGAAAACUGCGAAGCUACGAUAUUAAAAUCUCACAUUUUUAUCAAAAUUGUAUCAAAGGUCGAAAAAGUGAUCGGAGAGGAAGAUAAUUAUAUCGAUCCUGUAAUGUUGUCAAUUUUUAGUCAUAAAUUCAUGGACAUUGCUGAACAGAUGGGGACGCAGCUUGCAAAAACAUCAGUGUCAACUAAUGUGAAAGAGCGAUUAGAUUUUUCUUGUGCUUUAUUCGACUCCCUGGGCAACUUAGUUGCUAAUGCUCCUCACUUGCCAGUUCAUUUGGGUUCAAUGUCAACUUGCAUCGCUGCUCAGGCGAAAUUGUGGGAAGGUAAGCUGAAGCCAGGCGAUGUACUGGUUACGAAUCAUCCUGAAAUCGGGGGUACUCAUCUGCCGGAUAUAACAGUCAUUUCACCAGCUUUUUCAAAAGCCGAUGGCUCAAUAGCUUUUUUUGUUGCAUCCAGAGCUCACCAUGCAGAUAUUGGAGGAACUCUGCCCGGUUCAAUUCCUCCGAAUUCAAAAGAGCUGUACGAAGAGGGCGCGGCAAUUUACUCGGAGUUGAUAGUAAAAGAGGGUAUAUUUCAAGAGAACUUAAUUCGUCGUCUUCUUCUGGAAGAGCCAGCAAAAUACCCAGGUUGUUCAGGCUCGAGAAGAAUAAGCGAUAAUAUAAGCGAUUUAAAGGCCCAGAUUGCUGCAAACAAUAAGGGAAUUCAAUUAAUCUUGAAACUGAUGAGCGAAAAUGGCCUCCAAAAAGUUGAAAGAUAUAUGGAAGCAAUUCAAGUCAAUGCUGCAGAUACAGUUAAAAAGAUGUUGAAGCGAUUGACAGAACAUUUCGGUCAAACGCACUUUCAUAGUGAAGAUCUGAUGGAUGACGGUACUGUAAUCAAGCUAAACGUCUCUCUUGACAUCGAAAAUGAAGAAUACAUUUUUGAUUUUGAGGGAACUUCACCACAGGUUUAUGGUAACCUUAACGCCCCAGAAGCUAUAACCACUUCUGCCGUGCUUUACUGUUUAAGAUGUUUGGUCGAUGAAGACAUACCGCUGAACCAGGGGUGUUUAAAACGUAUAACAAUAAGGAUUCCAAAGGGAUCUAUCUUAAGCCCCGUCGGUGGGAUUGCUGUUGUUGGUGGUAACGUUAUGACUUCGCAAAGGGUGACGGAUGUUAUCCUUAAAGCCUUUAAUGUCAUGGCCGAUUCGCAAGGAGAUUGUAACAAUUUCACAUUUGGUUCUGGCGGUACGGAUCCUCAAACUGGCCUGAUGAAACAAGGCUUUGGAUACUAUGAAACAAUCUGUGGGGGACAUGGCGCAGGUGCUGAUUCCUGGAGGGGAUCAGGCUGGAAUGGAACCAGCGCUGUUCACACAAACAUGACCAACACAAGGAUAACAGAUACUGAAGUUCUCGAGAGGAGGUAUCCUGUCAUUUUGAGACGGUUCUCCAUAAGACCUCAGUCUGGUGGAAAGGGCAAAUAUUGCGGCGGGGAUGGUGCCAUAAGAGAAAUUGAAUUUCGGCAUCCUGUUAAAGCCUCGAUCCUUUCCGAACGCAGAGUUAUCGCCCCUCAUGGGCUUAAUGGUGGUAAAGACGGGAGCAGGGGUCUCAACUUAUGGGUUCGCGGCAGUAGCGGCAACAGUAUCAUCAAUUUAGGUGGAAAGAAUACGGUCAAUGUGAGCGUCGGAGAUCGCAUCAUCAUUAUGACCCCUGGCGGAGGGGGAUGUGGCAGGGUAGACACUAGUGACGCAUAUAACAAUUGA